This is a messenger RNA of Cynara cardunculus var. scolymus (artichoke), 1572 nucleotides long. Its product is annotated as tRNA-dihydrouridine(20/20a) synthase. Gene Ontology annotation, molecular function: tRNA dihydrouridine synthase activity; flavin adenine dinucleotide binding. The record is from RefSeq and is a predicted model, not a curated record. Bases 90 to 1394 code for a protein of 434 amino acids. The transcript has 13 exons. Gene Ontology annotation, biological process: tRNA dihydrouridine synthesis. Lineage: Eukaryota; Viridiplantae; Streptophyta; Magnoliopsida; Asterales; Asteraceae.
GCGGCCAACCGGUCUCUCUGUCGAGGGCUCAAUUCAACCACAGAUUUGCUCCACGUUCAUGAAAGUGCUGCUACCAUCUAAAUAGAGGGAUGAUGAAGUCUGCUGGACAUGCUUUGCUUUCUUCUUUUACACCUCCUUAUUGUUUUGCCCAAAAAAACUAUCGCAGAUUGCCUUCAAAUUUAGUUUGUGGAAUUUCAACUACUAAAUCAAGGAAAUUAUACUCAUACCAUCAGAAGCACCAGCCACAUUCUGCGAUGGUUGUGGAACAAUAUCUACCUCCUUGGUUCAGUGUUGCCCCAAUGAUGGAGUGGACAGACAAUCAUUAUAGGACGGUGGCGCGCCUUAUAUCAAAACAUGCAUGGCUCUAUACAGAAAUGCUUGCUGCAGAAACAAUUGUUUACCAGGAGAAGAAUUUGGACAGAUUUCUAGCUUUUUCUCCAGACCAGCAUCCUAUAGUACUCCAAAUUGGUGGAAGUAACUUGGAAAAUCUGGCAAAAGCAACCCGACUAGCAAACAGAUAUGGUUAUGAUGAGAUUAACUUAAAUUGUGGAUGUCCUAGCCCAAAGGUAGCUGGACAUGGGUGUUUUGGUGUGAGUCUUAUGCUUGAUCCAAAGUUUGUUGCCGAGGCAAUGUCUGUUAUUGCUGCUAACACUGAUGCUCCAGUUAGUGUUAAAUGUCGUAUUGGUGUUGAUGAUCAUGAUUCGUACAAUGAACUAUGUGAUUUCAUAUAUAAAGUUUCUUCUCAAUCUCCAACUAGGCAUUUCGUAAUACAUUCCAGAAAGGCCUUGCUGAAUGGAAUUAGCCCUGCUGAUAAUCGGAAAAUUCCUCCCUUGAAAUACGAGUACUUCUAUGCUCUUCUUCGUGAUUUUCCAGACCUCCGCUUCACCAUUAAUGGAGGCAUAACUAGCAUUGAUGAGAUCCGUGCAGCACAAGAAGAAGGAGCUCAUGGGGUUAUGGUUGGUCGUGCUGCCUAUCACAAUUCGUGGUCCAUGUUAGGGAACGUUGAUACUGCGAUUUAUGGUGCACCACCUAGCGGGGUGACUUGUCGUCAGGUCUUGGAGAAGUAUCAGGUCUAUGCUGAUUCAGUCGUAGGAAUAUAUGGAAAUGGUAAACCAGGUCUCCGGGAUUUGGUUAAGCCUUUAUAUGGUCUCUUUUGGGGGGAGCCUGGAAACGGCGUGUGGAAGCGCAAAGCUGAUUCUGCUUUCCAUCAUUGCAAGACGUUCAAAGCUCUGAUGGAGGAGACGAUAAUGGCAUUUCCUGAUUCAGUUCUGGAUUCGGCUGUUGUCGAUACAUCAUCUACUACUCGUGUAGAUAAGUUUGCUGAUUCGAAGAAUCUGCUACCGUUGCCUUAUACAGUUAAGGAAGAAGAAGAAGAAGAAUUGUUGUAUGCUUAGUUUGAUGAGAGGUUACGAAAUUUUGAUGGAUAAAAUAGUAGCAUACUUAACCUCAUAUUUGUAAUUGUAUUUGUACCCUAGUUGACAUUCUUUGGGGAAAUAGAUCCCACAUAACUAUAAGUUCAAGAAGAUUGACCAAAAUGAAAUGUUAACCAUGGAUAUCGCCUUAUUUGUUGCA